GUAUGUACUUGUGAUUGAAUGAAUGACGAGUCUCUUUCAAAUUACCUCGCUUGUCUGUCCAUCUUGUCUCUGUCCACUAGACUUAUACGAUAUUUUAUUCACACCGCUUUUACUUUUUUUCCUAUAAAUCAAAAUCGACACUUGUCAAGCUCCCUUCAAACAGAUUCAAACAAUUUGUAUCAGCCACAACGCGGACGCGACUAAGACGCGUUUCCUGGCCUUCAACUUAUUCUUCCUUACCCCGCCGUCAAUAAUGGGCAACUCGCAGUCCAAUAACGCUCGAAAAAGCCGGGUUAAUUCAGCUCUCAGGCUCCAGCCAAAAGAACAAUUAAAAGCGACCAGCCACACUAGUCAAAAUCUUCCUUUCCUGCAAAUUGAUCCGAAUCCGAACCUUGUACGGGCUCAAGCCGUUCGCCGUCGACAUUCAAGUUUAGCAACUCCGUCUUCGAGUACUACGAGGCCUCUUCGACAUCAACGCUCAACGUCUGCGAUCCUCUUCUCUCGCUUAGGCAAGUUCGGAUGCAAUUCUGCAACCGUCUCUGUUCUAAGCAGAGAAUCCGAAUCCGAUUCACCCGACUUGUUCGAUGUCCCUCACGUUGAAAAUGAUAAGGCCCGAGCCAUGUAUCUUUCACAGUAUAGCGAUGAACCUCCUACAAGCCCUAGUACGACUACGUUCAGCAAAAACAGCCAACUUACUCCACCGCCGCUGCUUCCGUGUUCACCGCCUUUCCAUCUCGCUUAUUAUACUCCUACAAAUGCGGAUGGUCGCCAAAUCCCAGGCGACUCAGCAGUAGAGGCAGCCUAUGAUGUGUUCCUGAAGCAAUUUCCUCAGUAUCGCCUCACAUGGAUUCUUGACACCCUUCGACGCACAGACUACACACGCCUCUCGCGAAACUCAUCCCAACACGAAGUAGAGACCUACGUCGACUACAUGGGUGGCUCGCUCUAUCCAGAAUCCCUCAUCAGGGUCCACACCGAAUUUCUGGCUAACAACGUACUAGGUAAUACACAUUCAAUCAGCGCGAGUUCUCAGCUUUCGCUAAAACAUGCUGAAGAAGCGAGGAGAGCCGUGCUCGAAUUUUUUGAUGCUUCGCCUAACUCUGAUUUGGACAACGAUUCGGAUGAGUACACAGUGAUAUUUACGCCGAACGCGUCAGGGGCACUCAAGCUCGUCGGGGAAGCUUACCAAUUCUCAAAAAACAGCACUUUUAUCCUCAGCACUGACUCGCACAACAGCGUGAACGGUAUCCGCGAAUUUGCCAGGCGAGGAGGAGCCAACGUAGUAUACGUUCCUGCUGGGGGACAAAAAGGCAAGGAAGGAGCGUUCGAUCUAAAGGAGGGUAGGAGGAUAUUACGAAGAAAUAAACCACCACAAGGCACAUCCAGUUUGCUCGCAUUGACAGGGUUGUCAAAUAUAACCAACGCCAAAUGUCCAGCAUUGUAUUCCCCUUCAACUUCUUCAUCGUCUUCCGCAGAAGAUGGAUCGAUUGUGACAUACGCAAGGAGUCUCGGAUAUCACACCCUCCUCGACGCAGCAGCAUUAGCGCCGACCUCGCGAAUAUCACUUGCACAUUUACCUGUCGAUGCCCUCGCAGUGUCAUUUUACAAAAUGUUUGGAUUCCCUACGGGUGUCGGAGCGCUUGUUAUACGGAAGGGCUUUCUUCGUCAACUCAAGCGAGGUAGGCCAUGGUUCGCUGGAGGUACCGUGGAUGUUGUGCAGGUUCCUGGUAAAGUCCGUACCAUGAAAGGUGUGGGAGAGGAAUUCGAAGGGUUUGAGGACGGAACGAUCAAUUACCUUCUCCUCCCUGCUAUAACGUCCGGACUACACCUGCUAUCCGCUUACCUCCCGUUUCUUCCUCUCCGCCUUAACUGUCUUUUGCGUUAUCUCGUUACAGAACUCGGUAGAAUACAACAUCGAGAUCGAGAAGGGCGGCUGAUAAAUAAAUUCCGAGAAGGGGAGACGGAAGGUGAAGUAUGCAAAGUACUUUCACGAGUACCAAAAAAAGUGUUGAAGACUGUGGGAGAAACUGAUGAAGAGGCAGGCGCAGUGAUUUCCUGCAUUUUCUUGGAUGAAGCGGGUGAAACUCUCCCUCUUGCAUUUAUCGCACAUUCCGCUGCCCAUGAGGGCAUUUCCCUUCGAACCGGGUGCAUGUGUAACCCCGGCGGAGCUGCUGCCCUUCUGGGAAUCCAGGAGAGCAUGAAAGACGUGGAAGAGGGCGGAAUGAUGCGGGACGGAAUGACACUGCGGGAAUUCGAGGAAGAAGUCGAACGUGAACGCAAGCGGAGGGGAAUGCUUCAUUCUGCGAAUGUCAGUCAACGGGUCUCAGAAGAGCAAAGAGGAAGGACGGAGCUCGGCUUAGUCCGGAUCAGUCUUGGACUUGGUUCCGAUUGGAGCGAUAUCUGGCGAAUAUUGCAGUGGGCGAAACGAAUAGGUGAUUCGGUCGAGCGAAAGGAGAUGUGGCAGAGAUGGUUGGGACAGCAGGCAGAGCCAGUAGAUGAAUGGGAGGAAGUGGAAGGAGGCGCGAUUCGACGGAGAGGUGUGAUUUCGUGUGUUCCAUGCAAGGGCAACGAAGAAGAUGCGACAUGUGUGCAGCGUAUCUCAUUGGUAGAAGCAUGGGAUACAACCAUUGGCAGGGCUAUCUGAUCGACUUUUCUGCUUUAUUAUUCUUAUUACCUAUUCGAGGGGACAUUAUGUAUAUCAUUUCUAUACGAUGGAUGUAUUUCAGGAGUGCGAAAGCAACUUUUUCUACUUAUA
This is a messenger RNA of Lentinula edodes (shiitake mushroom), 2755 nucleotides long. Its product is annotated as pyridoxal phosphate-dependent transferase. Bases 254 to 2644 code for a protein of 796 amino acids. The record is from RefSeq and is a predicted model, not a curated record. Gene Ontology annotation, molecular function: molybdenum cofactor sulfurtransferase activity. NCBI's taxonomy places the organism in Eukaryota, Fungi, Basidiomycota, Agaricomycetes, Agaricales, Omphalotaceae. Gene Ontology annotation, biological process: molybdopterin cofactor metabolic process. The transcript has 8 exons.